AUACUAUCUUUCUUUUGGGUUACAACGCGAAGUGGCCUACAGGCGAUAUGCCGGUGCCAGUUUGGGGUUGCUCUGAUCUGGGCCUGUUGGACGAGCCCCUGGACACCGCGACAGUGGUGUCCGACGACAUAUGGAAGAAGUUCGACCUAGACUUCCCGCUGGACCGAGUGGACGCCCACUCGGAAAUGUAUCACGAGCGCACCUUCGACGACGGCGUCCUACCGGACCUGCUUUACGACAAGAUGACCUGCCUGGCGUCCCGCGAGAUACGUCAUCACGACUGUAUGUGGGCAGGCCUGUGCAUCAGCAAAGAACAUAACAGGACGUUACCCGCGAAGAAGGACUCGCAGAUCCAUAAAAAGGUACCAGCCGGUCGAAGUGUUCUGAUAUCUAAAGCCAGUGUCGCUCAAACAGGGAGCUUGAUGCCUACCAACCAGCAACAGGCCCAGCAACAACAGUGUCGUGCAAAAAAUUUGGAGAGCGACGGCGAUUCCACAAGGCCGGAAACACCGCAAAGUUCCAGUUCCGACACAGAAACAGAGGACGAGGGUCCGUUCUUCAGACACGAUCAGAUCAAUAUACACGAGAAACUGUCCGAGUGCAUGUCAGACGGGACGACACCGAAGGCUGCUCCAGUGAGCGAGGUCACCGGUCAGCUGGUCAGGUUCCACGACAGGAGGAAAGAGGACGACGAGAGUCAGUGUCAAGUGCACAGGGAAACCAAUAUCAGGAACACCCUCAGUGACCAUUGCUAUCACCUGAAUCAGCCGAUCGGCAAGAACCUAGAACACCUUGGCGUGCAGACACCCUCCGAUUCCGAGGAGGAAGAGAUCGACGUGGUGACCUUCGAGAAGCCGUGCAGACCAGCAGCGUUACCAACGUACCCGAGCCUCGCCGACCAGCAGCACUUCCAGCUAACAGUAAACACAGCGUUCAAAGAGAAGGCACCUGGGCCGAGACCGCGCGGCAGACCUCCGUCGAAUCCAGCUCGAAAGAGGGCCGCGCAGCCUGAACACAAACCGGCGAAACGAGCACGUCACAGAACCUAUCAGAGACGGAACAAAGUUGGACGAAGCAGCAUGACAGUGUCGUCGUCGCCGUCGAUAAGGAUCAACGUGUCUCCGCCUACGAUUAAAAUGACGACAGCCACCGCCUCGAGAAGCUCGUCGGACGACGAGCUGGACACGGAGAAGAGGAGUUUGCACAACAACAUGGAACGUCAGAGGCGGAUAGAGCUGCGGAACGCUUUCGAAGAGCUGCGCGUUCUCGUGCCGGCUGUCGAGUCGAAGGAGAAGGCACCUAAAGUAGCGAUCCUUAGGCAAUCGGCGGUCUACUGUGAUAUGUUAACAGAGAUCGGACAGAUCACCGUGGCGAAGGUGACGGAUCUGAGGCGGCGGCAGGAGAAGCUCCGAGCAAGGCUCAGUCAGCUAAGGAGGAGUCUCGCCAUGACGCGUUGAGGGAGAGACUCGGAAGAAUCAUGUCAGAUUCAGCCGAUCAACACGCGAAAGCAACUGCAUACAUUGCUCGGUACUACGUUCGAGAGUCGAAUUUGUAACGAAGAGGAUCGGCUUCAAAUCUCCACGCUCGAUGUAUCGAGACGAGACGAUUUUCGAAUGUGCUCUUGUGCGCGAACGAGGACCACCUACGCCUGGUCGACUGUCUUCGGUCGCACGUCACAAGGGAAUAGAGGAAGAACUACUUCGAAGAGCGCGUCG
Molecule: messenger RNA, 1715 nt
Organism: Habropoda laboriosa
Lineage: Eukaryota; Metazoa; Arthropoda; Insecta; Hymenoptera; Apidae
Gene: Myc
Product: transcriptional regulator Myc-B-like
Exons: 3
Coding region: 48-1457 (469 amino acids)
Biological process (GO): regulation of transcription by RNA polymerase II
Molecular function (GO): RNA polymerase II cis-regulatory region sequence-specific DNA binding; DNA-binding transcription factor activity, RNA polymerase II-specific; protein dimerization activity
Source: RefSeq, a predicted model, not a curated record